Fonsecaea nubica is the source of this 444-nucleotide messenger RNA. RefSeq lists its product as hypothetical. The record is from RefSeq and is a predicted model, not a curated record. NCBI's taxonomy places the organism in Eukaryota, Fungi, Ascomycota, Eurotiomycetes, Chaetothyriales, Herpotrichiellaceae. The transcript has a single exon. The coding region runs from base 1 to 444 and encodes 147 amino acids.
AUGCACAUGACUCUGCCUCGAUUCCAUCCUGCCAAUUUCGGUCAUCUUGACUCGCCAGCCACACCAGCCACACCAUCUUCCACCGUCCAGAGCCCAGCCAUUACCUUAAACCGGGUAACGCAGCCCGUCGUACUGGAAUCUCCGAGGUUGAUGCGUGAGAAGCAACGCGAAUUCAUAGAGAGAACCACGUUGUCAGCCAAGAUUGCAGCCUCUUCGAUGGGCAUCAAACCCGGUGCACCACGGUUGGACCCUCUGGGCAGUCCUAAAGGUCCUGUCACGCCUCUAGCACUCGAAGAAGGUGACGACUACUUUCAAGUCGCUGGAGCAGGCAAAGUGUCACCAGCAGGAAGUCCAGGCCCGGGAAGAAGUCCACGUAGUGAUGUUUCGUCGGACAAGGAGGAAUCGAAGAAAAAGAAAAUCAGACAAGCCGAUGUCUAUCAAUGA